AUGGAUAACGAGUGGAAGAACGCAAAGUCGAAAUUAGGAAACCUUUUCACUGACAACAAGACGCGUGGUACAAUCAAAGGUCAACUUCUAAGGAUGGAUAUGAAGAACCGACUUGAAUAUUUCGAAGGAAAUGAUGAAGUAAUUAAGGCUUCCCUUAAUACACUUCUGUUAGAUGAACAUCAAGCAAAUCCACCGAGUCAAAUGAAUUUGACAAGAAGCAAAAAUUGGAGCCAGAAGGACCAACUUACUGAAAUGCAACGAGACCAACAAAAAAUUAGUUUUAUUGAACACAAUGAAGGCCUUGCAAAAUCAGUUUGCGGUGUAAAGAGAUUUCUUAUCACCGGAUCUAACAAUAACCUGUGGACCUAUCGUGAUUUCUCAUUUUUACUCAAUUCAACCACAACUUGGUACCUUGCAGAUGGUAUCACAUCCCCAAAAUUAGUGCACGCAAUAACGGUUGUCCCCUUAUCACCAAAUGGAAUUGCAACAAAAGACUUUCAAGAAUAUGAGAAGCGUCAUCCAAUUGAAUAUUUUAUGGCAGGUGGAAUACCUAGAUACGUUCUCCAGAAUGCUGAGGUAUCAAUUAGAAAUCUUGUUGGAAAUAAUAUUUUAAAAGAAGGAAGACCGGACGCUGAAGAAAAGGAAAAAAUUGAGAAACAGGCUUGUAAACAGAAAAUUCAGAAAAAACUAGAGGAGACGUCAUGGGUCGAUUGCUUACAUAAAAUACGACAUAUGCGGGAUCCUUAUUUGGCAAGUGCUAGAGGAUUUUUGUUUGAGUGUUAUGUUAUACACCUAUUUCGUGAAGGCGGAGAUCAAUUUUUCAUUCAUGGAGAGCCAAAAGUUGGGCAUAUAAACAUUGUAUCUGACCUCUUAAAGUAUCCUGAAGAAAAUACAGUAAUCGUGCCAGAUAAGCAAAAUUUCGGUGCAGCGGACCUAUUUGUAACGCCUCGUAGUAUUUUACAAGUCACGGUGUCUGAAAAUCACCCUAUAAAACAGGCUGAGCUGGUCAAAAUAAUUAAUGAGAUGCCGAUCUAUAUAAAUGAUAAAAAUACAAAGCUCCAACUUUACUUUGCAGUACCAGAUGAAAUAUACGACAAAUUCAAACACCAGCAAUACACGACUCGAGAUAAAGAUUCUCAAAAAGACCUCCCAGUCAAGACAAAGAAUUCUACCCUUCGUAAUGUUGAGCAAUGGGCUAAAAGUCCAAAUUAA
This is a messenger RNA of Funneliformis mosseae, 1212 nucleotides long. Lineage: Eukaryota; Fungi; Glomeromycota; Glomeromycetes; Glomerales; Glomeraceae. The record is from the annotation of a GenBank genome assembly.